Messenger RNA from Trypanosoma conorhini, 447 nucleotides. Its product is annotated as Tvingi protein. The record is from RefSeq and is a predicted model, not a curated record. Lineage: Eukaryota; Euglenozoa; Kinetoplastea; Trypanosomatida; Trypanosomatidae. The annotation marks the transcript as partial. The transcript has a single exon.
AUGGAUGCGUCUAGAGGAUUAGAUUCUACACACGAGGCAUGCUUUACAGAUGAUGCGUGGAUACGGGGGCACCAUAAGCAAGGAAAUUCCUCCUUGGUCUGUGCGCGCUGUGGCGUCACGUACAUGAGGCUGGGGUCUCUAGUCCGCCACACUCGACGUCACCAUAAGGACAGCAAAGUUGCGCAGAUACGUCUUGAGGACGGGUCCCUCCUUUUCCAUGACAUGGGUGACCGGGAGUUUCAAUGCCCACACUGCCCCCUGAAGAGCACACAAAGAGGUGGACUCAGCAGGCAUAUAAAGGCAGCCCAUGGGUAUUCCGAACAGGAGUCGCGCCGCAAUGCGCUAAAGUAUGCUUGUGAGGAAUCGUCGUCCCACUUAUUGGAGUGCCCCGCUUUGAGAGAGCUACGGAUUAGCUGCGGCCUAGAAGAGUUAUCUAGAGAGAAACAG